Molecule: messenger RNA, 9309 nt
Organism: Physella acuta
Lineage: Eukaryota; Metazoa; Mollusca; Gastropoda; Physidae
Product: nuclear receptor corepressor 1
Biological process (GO): regulation of transcription by RNA polymerase II
Cellular component (GO): chromatin
Source: RefSeq, a predicted model, not a curated record
CCAUUCAACAAUUAGGAUAUAUAUAAAAUUUGACCAUUUGGGUAGUGAACACAGUUUUUGGAUAUACACUUUUCAUUGAAUAACCAUUCUUCAAGGAUAUACGUGCUUGGAUAUGUACCCAGUGUUUCUAAUCUAAUAAUAUCUGAAGUUGGGGCCGUUGGCCGUGAGGAUAUGCAUGUUGUGCAUGCUACGGAUAUGUCCCAGCACUGUUGUCAUUGGCAUCAUCGCCUGUUACGUGGGCCCUUGGCUGACCUUUGCUUAUGAGCGCUGUUUUGGGUGCUGCAGGAAAUUAAAACCCUGGGUAUCAAGGAGAAUUUAUUCUAGUGGAUAAAGAGGCUGCGAGGAUCCGAGCGAAUGAGGAGCCAAGUAUGUCUCGUCGUUUGACCAGGCCACUGGUCAGGGUAGAUGGGAAAUUUUAUGAGAAAAAUAUGCGAGGCGGAUCCCACUCUUGUAGGCAGAACAGUCUCGAGAUUUCCGUGAGCGCAGCUCAACCAAUGAGUACAUGCAGGUCCCCAGACGGCGGCCAUCUUUGUUACCUCCAGAACACUACCACCAUGCUGGACUGGAGCGAGACAGAGUGAACGAUGCUUUCACACGCUACCCACAAGACAACAUGGCAGUCAUCUCAGGGCUCUCCGGUGCUAGCUCCAGCCAGGCUGGCGGAGCACCCCCACCCUCUCACCUUGGGUCGGUGGAGAUGGGGCCCGGACCCAUCAAAAGACCACGCCCUGCUGACCGACCAGACUUGACCCAACCACUGCAUGUUGAUGUAGAAGUGAAAAGGGAGCCAGCCUACACCCCACAAGUAGAGGCCAUCUCUCCCAUCCUCCCACAAGAAGACCCAGCCAACAAGAUCCUGAGGGAAGAGUUGCUGGCCAAUAUUGACAAGGUGGACAGGGAGAUGGUCAAUGUGGAGCAGCAGAUUUCUAAGCUCAAGAAGAAACAGGCCCAGCUUCUGGAAGACAAGAACAAGCCUCAUGAAGAGAAGAGCCACGACCAUGAGCUGUCUUAUGAGCCCAAACACCAGAGCAUUGCUCAGAUUAUUUAUGCUGAAAACAGGAAAAAAGCAGAAGCUGCCCAUAAAGUUUUUGAACAGUUGGGACCUAAAAUUGAUUUGCCACUGUACCACCAGCCAUCUGAUACACCUGUGUACCAUGAGAACAUCAAGAAACACAAAGAGUUUAGAUCCAGACUUAUUCUUCAUUUGAAAAGAAGACAUCAGGCUAGAAGAAUCCGGGAGAGGUAUCUAACAGAAAGAUAUGACCAGCUUAUGCAGUCUUGGCUGAAGAAAACAGAGAAAACAGAAAAUAAUUCAAAGAGAAAGGCUAAGGAAGCAAAGAUGAGGGAAUUUUAUGAAAAAAUAUUUCCUGAAAUAAAGAAGUUAAGAGAAGAGAAAGAGAGCAAACAAGGCACGCGCAGUGGACAAGGUGGAUAUGUGCGCAGUGAUGCAGAGAUGGAGCAGAUCAUGGACGGACUCACUGAGCAGGAGGAGGAGGAGAAGAAAAUGCGUAGCCUGUCAGUCAUACCACCUAUGAUGUUGGAUGCCAGACAACGCAAGAUGAGAUUUGUGAACAACAACGGUCUGCUAGAAGAUGCCCUGGAGGUGCACAAGGAGGCCCAGAACUACACAGCCCGCUGGACUGAGGCAGAGAGGCAGAUUUUUAAAGAGAAAUACCUGCAGAACCCCAAAAACUUUGUUGUCAUCGCUUCAUUCUUGCCUCAGAAAAGUGUUCCUGAUUGUGUCCAGUUUUAUUAUCUGACCAAGAAAAGUGAAAACUAUAAACAACUUUUGAGGAAACAAAACAUGAAGAGGAAACGCAACAUGACUAAGGCACAGCAACAAGAACAGCUGCGUCAACAACAGCAGCAACAACAAGAGCAGCUUAGACAACAGCAGCAGCAGCAACAGCAGGAGGAACAGUCCACUUCAGCCAAUGCUUGCGGGAAGGUUGAUGUGAAAAUUGAACCUGGGACAGAGACUGAGAGCUCUUCAACUGAUAAUAGGCUAAAAAAAGAAGUGAAAGAGGAAGAGAAAGAGAAAGGAGGAGAUGCUGACAUCUCUGAAGGGGAGGCAGUUGCUAAUGAAAAUGAAGGUGGGGUCCACAACUGUGCAGUGUGUAAAGUUGAACUGGCCCACUUUGGUCUGAGCCGACCCCUGACCACUGCCAACUGUGACCAGUACAGCGUAGCCCCUGCUGACGUACAAGAUGACAUGAGAGUUUGUCGGUCAUGUCACUGUCGGACUGUCAGGAAAAGAUUUACGCAUUGCCCCAUCCCAACAUGCCGUACACCAAGAAAGCGCACCAAAAGAUUGAGGCCUGUGCCUAAUACCUGGCAUGAGUUAUCCCCCGAACUGAAGAGCACCAUCAUGCAGGAGUUGCAGUUGAAAGAAGAUAUUUCUAAGUGCUGCUCAGCGUGUUUCAACAGGAUAAUGAGACGCCUGGGGAGCACUCACCAAGCAGCAGAGUCCAGUGUCACGUCUGCAGCCCCAGAGGUGACCAGUGGACCAGCAGAGAGCACCAGUGAUGGGGGAGAUGCAGAUAUGUCAGAGAACUCAAGAUGGACGGAGGAUGAAAUGGAGAAAGCUAAAAAAGGGUUACGUAAACAUGGUAAAGAUUGGCCAGCCAUAGCUGCACUCAUUGGGACAAAGACAGAAGCCCAGUGCAAGAAUUUCUUUUUUAAUUAUAAAAAGAAAUUUAACUUGGAGGCCAUACUUGAGGAGCAUAAAGACUCUUGUGGCGAUCGUCGUACAACCUCCACAUGUGAGAGUAUAACAUCCACUGUAACAGCUGGGUCAGAGGAUGAGGUUUCAGUCAGUGAUGAUGACAAUGAUGAAGACAAUGGAGAUGACAGUGAUACAGCCAGUGCACCCAGCCCAACACCUAGGAUUGAAGAAGGUGAAGGAGAUCAUAUUGUAGAGCCCAGGGUUUCUUCUGGGGAAACUGAGAAUGCCUCAGUCCCCAGCAACAACUUGUCUGAGAACAACAAACAGCUGAGUGCCUCACAGGGCAGCCUGCGCAGCAUGGACAAUGACAGCAGUGCCACCAUGAGUGCUGAUGAAGGCCCACCUGGAGGCCCCAGCUCCCAUGUUCCACAUCCCAUCAGCACAGUCAGUGGCUCAGCCCCUACCAGCACCUACAGCCAGUCACCACUGGAGGUUGUACAUCGGCCCCCUUCAUCAGGGCUCGGCUCCCGUGGUGGGACUCCCCACAGUGCACUGCAGUCACCUUAUUAUGCAUUUUUGCAGUUGUUCUCUGUGCCUCGGCAAGGGUCAGCCCCGCCCACACCAUCUGGACUUCCAGGUAUCAGGGCCAGCCCUGUCAGCAGUUUAAGCAGUUUGGUAAGGCCACCCACCGGGGAGGUACCUGUUAUAAGGGAGGUUCCUCAAGUGACCACAAUGGAUUACCCAAGAAUCCUGCAGUAUGGGACACAUUUAAUGCCAGAACAACCCCAUGACACCAGGCUGUCACCCCGGCCAUCUGAGGUGGGGGGUAGCCGGCUCACCGCCUCCCCCCACACCUCCCAGCUCCAGCCAGGUAAAGGACAGAGUAAACCCCCCUGUGUGAGAGACCUGAUCAACUCUGCUAUUGAGAGGAAUCUGUGUGACCCUGCUCAAAGCCAGGUUCCACAGGAGAGAAGACCUGUUAUGGAGCCAGUACGACCUCGAGUCCCUCAAGAUCUGAGAAAAGACAGAAACAUCCCUCCUCAUAUGACUGACCCCAGGGGCGGUCUGGUCGGCUAUUCUGUUUCCAGACCAGGGGAGAUGGAAGUACAGGACUUGUCCAGACGCUCCGACCCAAUAGACAAAGGACCGCAUGGGUACAAGGGUGACCCCCGGGACUUUGACCCCCACCGCCCUCGCCCAGAAACGUACCAGCGGUCAACAAUGGAACCAAACCUGAAAAUGGGGCUACCCCCACCGGCCCACUCUCAUAAUACCCCCAAUAUACCAAGUCACCAUGGAGUUCAGGACCUGGGCAAGCCAAUGCACAGGCCAGACAGCAGAAACAAAUCUCCUUCUGUUUAUCAGGUUGAACCUAGAUCAGUUUCUCCUAAUGUUCGGGGCACUGGACAGAGUUCAUCCCCCUACCCUCAUGCCAUUGAAACUCGAUAUUCUCCUGCCCGUAUUCCACCGCCACCUCCCCUGAUCACCAGCAGUGCUCAGAGGGCGUCCCCAAAGCAGGCCCGUUCCCCCCCAUCCAACAACCCCCACAUGAUGAUCCGAGCGGGCUCCAUCACUCAGGGCACACCUGUCAGCUCUGCUGUGCAAGCGUCGGCCAUGGUGCGUCAGCCCGCCCCACCCCCAGCGCAGCAGGGGUCCAUCACCAAGGGCACCCCUGUGAGGGAGAUAGGGAGAACCAGUGGACCGGCUGGGGAUGGGGCCCAGAGGAUUGACCCAAACUACCGCCACCAAACUGGGGUCUACGACAGAGGGCAGUACCCGCAGCAGCAGGCUGUGUACUGUAAGCAAGGCCAGUACCCGCAAGGAGCUCCGUACGCGCAGUAUCAAGGUGAACAGAACCCGCCUUACAGCUCUCGCCAGACUAUCAUGAGUGACUACCUGACCGCUCAGCAAAUGCCACGUGGUCAGAAAGGGGAGCGGGAGGAAGGUUUAUCACCCAGAGGUGGCAGAGAACCAGGUCACCCUCCACCGGCUCCCUCCCACCCACAUGCCCCACCCCAGCGACAGCCCCAGCCAGGGAUAGAUCACCGUCACCCAAUGGUGGUGGCUGCCAACCAGAACAUGGUCUACAUGAUGGGGGGUCAGGGGGCGCAGGCAGAUGCCAGGGGCAAGGCUUCACCUCACAGUACCAGAGAUGAUAAAAACUCUGGCUGGCCUCAAGGAAAUCGAGGCAUGCAAGGACAAGCCCUACCAUCAUCUCUAGACCCUAUGGUGGCCCAGAGACCCAGCAUAGUCACAGGUACAGGCAGGCCUCACCAUCCAGAACACAAAUCUGAUGUACAGAGUGCUUUAGCUGACAGCACCAGCAUGCAACAACAGAGGAGCCAACAACUCUCCCCAGGUCGGCAUUCUGCAAUGUUAGAUCCAAACCGCAGACAUUCCCCUAAUAUGAGGGGGGCGUACAAGACAGACCUGACAUUUGAUAAAGUGACAUCAGCUGCGGUGGCCAGGACAGCCCAGUGGGAACAGCAGCUGCAGAAACGUCAGUACGAGACCAGCAUGGAGCAGCACAAUAGGCAAGAACAGGAGCGCAGGCUGGCAGAGGCAAGGGGCCCUAAUGUGUCACAGCAGCAUCAGAUACAUUCCUCUCAGUCACUGGACUCCAGGGGGUAUCCCAGCCAGCGUCCAGACAGCAGGGAACAGUACCUAGGUGAAAUACGUGGUGGUGAGAUGCGCAGUGGAGACUCACGUAGGCCAGACAUCUCACAAUCCCAGUCAGAUAGCCAAAGGAAAGAUCUGGGCAAUCCCCGCCAGCUCACAGAUACCAAUUACAUGAGAAAUCAGAUAGGAGAUUCUGGUGGCUCAGCUUUUCUCUUAUCAGCUUUUCAGAGAGACAAUGUGGCCAACUCACCGCAGGUAUGCAGAAGUUCAGCACCUCCAAACUCAGGUGCUGGUCAGCCGAGUAGCCGUGCAAUGACUGCAGAUAAACUUAUCAAUGCCAUCAUUAUCCAUCAGAUCAACCAGACCACACCUGAUGAUGGGCAUCAGAAAUCUUCACCUGUCCGCCAGUCAACCCCCAGCUCCUCAGAGGCCAGUUCUCAGAAUGAGAGUAGGUCCAUGACUGAAGCACAGGCUUACGGCGGCAAGCCCACACAGAGAUACUUUGACCCCCAGGCAAGAGAACUUAUGAACCAACAAAUUCGCAUGGAGCAGCAGCAACAGAUGGAUCAAAGGCGCCAGAUGGACCAGCAGAGACAGAGACAGGAAAUGGCAGAGAGACAGAGACAGAGAAUGGAAAUUGAACAUCAAAAUGAAUUGGAACACCAAAGACACAUGGAGGCGCGCAGACUUGAAAACCAGGCCAGAGCUCAAGAACAACACAGGAAAGAAGUUGAGACAGCCAAAAGAAAUGAAGCUGAAAGGAGAGACAUGGAAACUGAGGCUGAACAUCGCAGGAUGGACAUGGAGCAGAAACGCCAGCAGCAACAACAACAACAACAACAGCAGCAGGCAGACAUGAACUACAGGUCAAAGAUUAAAUACCCACAGAGAGAAAACAUUGACACACAUGUAGAAGAGCCCAGACCUAGACCAGAAUUGGAUGCUAGAGCUCGGAGUGACUCAGAGCCCCGCCCCCACACCUCCCCUGUUGGGGGCAGCCAGGCCGCAGCAGCAGCUGCUGCCGCAGCGGCCACCGCCAACAGUGUCAUGACUCUGGGUGACCACAUUGAUCACAUCAUCAAUAAAAACUAUGACUCCGGCAAGGUUGGAGGCUCUAGUUCAAGUGGCAGCACUUCUUCAGCCUCCAGCAGCUCAAGCACCUCGGAGAAAGGGCUGCUGUCCAUGAUUCAUGAUGCCAAUGCUGCAAACAAUCCAAGUGAGUAUAGAGAGAUGGAGGCGCCACACACUCGUAGAAGCCCUGCUGCCUCUGAAUCUGGACUGGUUGGGUCCACCUCAGACUCCAGGCCACGCAGCUACAGUGUGCCCACCAGCCAGGGACCAUCACCCAACUGGAAGAAGUGGGAUGGAAUAGGAGAGCGACCAGCCCACACAACCCCGACACCUGGACAGACAGACACGACCUCACCCUCAUCAUCAUCCUCAGUCAAACCUAGCCAUUUCCAACCAUCCCACCCAUCCCAGCUUCAUGCUCCCUCCCAGGGGAGUGGGGGACCCUGUGACAGGAGCAGCGCCGACCAGUCUCGGUCCCCGCAGCCACAGCAGCAGCAUCACCCUUUCCACCCCCGCCCACAGACUGGACCAACCCACCAGGGUCUGCCAGAGGCCGCCUACCCCCCAUCAGGCCUAGCAACAGUGGAGAGUAGUGGUUCUUCACACAGCAUUAAUGAGUCCCCCACUCAGAGUGUCUCAGGAUUUUCCGCUAUGAUCGACCAGGGUUUCCGUGACAACAGCGAGACUCCUCCUCACCCUCGGGCUUCUCGUGGCGACAAGCCCACAUCCUCUAGUCAGUCGUCUCUUCCGUCUCCACUCUCAUCGUCAUCGGGGAUGAAACUGACAGGACAGAUGGCCAACAGCUCGUCACCACAAGACCAACCGUCAAGCCGGUACCCUGGCUCUACAACACAAGACCAGCAUGGGGUCAGUUCUAUCCACUCAACAGACCAGGCUGAUGAGGGCUCGUCUUACCAUCGCGGUCAAGCUCAAGAUGCUGCAGACCCCGCCCUGUCACCUUCAUCUAGUGUUCCGGCUUAUGGCAGGAAAAGGGCAAUUGGGAGGCCAAGAGUUCGGCAAGAUGACGUAUCUCCAGCCACCCCGUCGUCUAGCAUGCCGUCUCAGUCUGGCAUCAAGUCUGUCUCACACCCCAGCAGCUCCUCCACAAGGGAUCGACCCUCACCUAGCUCUGGCCCACCUGAAACGACCGGCCGUAGUGGACAUAAAUCUUCUGGUGGUGACAAAACUGGACGUCUGUCUGCGUAUGAUUUUCCUGACGACAGUCCAGAUGAUGAAUCCGUCGGGCCAACACCCAGCAGCUACAUGGCCCUGUCAGCCUCAGGCCGUGGGGCCAGGAAAUGCCAGGUGGACAGCUCUGAGGGUAAAGGUUCAUGGUCAGGACCUGACACUCAAGGGGCAGGGGAGGAUGGCAAGUCAGGGGAGAAGAAUGAAGCUCAAGGCUACGAGACCUUCCCAUCUGGACAGUCUGAGAGCUCAGCUAAACCAAGGUCUAGAUUUGGCAGCAGAGUUAGCAGUAUAGAAGCUGAGUCCGGCCCGGGGCUGCAUUCCUCUGUGGACAGCACCAGGCCAGACAAAGCCGGGGAGGAAGGGGAGGGGGUGGAUAGUUCAACAUCAGCUGAUCGCUCCAAGCCUCCUAAACGAGCUAGGACAGGUGGGCUGGACAGCACAUCCCAAGGUGGAUCUAACGACAACAUACCCGGCUCUGAGGUGACUCAAGGAUCUAGUGACUCGACCAGUGAACCCCACGCCUACACACAACAGUGGAGAUGCCCCAGACCGGGUCCUGACUCUGGGAUAGGGGACGAGACGGGGAACAGGUCUAUAACAAGCUCCGACCACUCCGAGAGCCACGGUGGCCUGGCCACGUCUGUGUCUGCGACCAUCUCGUACUCGUCCAGCACACAGCCGGUGGUGUCCAGCAUGAUGCGAGACCCUGACCAAACGACCAUGUGUUCCAGGGAUCAGGAACCAGCACCCUUGCUGUCCUCUCAGUAUGAGACCCUGUCUGAUGAUGAUGACAUGUAGAACAUAAUACAACCCUCCCCCCUCCAUAUUCAUUAGUAACUGUCAUUACGUAUUUUCUAGUUAACUUGUAAUGUAACUGUAAACAUUUUUUUAAAAGUAUAUUUUAAAAAUUAUACCAUUAUUCAUUUUUUUCUUUUAAAUGUUUCCGACUUCUCAUUUUAAAACUAUGUACAUUAUGUUUGACAUUUUAAUAUGUAUGGUUAAAGAAGAAAAUGUUUUGUUUCAUUACCAAUUAAGAAAUUGGAUCAAUGAAUAAAAAACCUUUUGAAAGAGUGAGGGCUGAAAAAGAAGUGAAUAUACUAGUUUUUGUAAAACAGAAAAUGAUUGUUUGUGAAGUUGUUGUCAUUGAUCAGUAUUGGUUAUUUUGUGGGUUGUCCUUACUAGCGGCAUGACAAAAAAUACAAAUGAAAAUUGUUUUUUUAAUGUUAAUGUUUUUAUGCUGUUUUCUCCCAAAAAUAAUUUUUAUAUCUGCUGAGAUUUUCUUGGAAGUUGUCCAAAAAAAUGGUCUUUUAACCAAAUUGGAAGUGUGUGUGAAAACUUUAGUUUAAACUUGGCAAAUUUUAUUUCAUUUUCUUUGUUUUGUUUCAUAUUCUUUACAUGUGAAUAUUCUCUUUUGAAAUAUGACUAUGUUUUACCCCUUAAAUAAUAUGUUGAAUUAAAUUAAAAUGUAACACUGUUGUACAAUGAAGCAAAACUGCCAUGAAUUGUUUUAAAUGUAUCAUGCUUAGCUCCCUUGGUAUUGUAUUGUGAAGUAAUGUAAUAUCAUUGGGCACUUCUGUGCAUUUACCAAAUAGGUGUAAAAUGUUAACAAUAAUGUUAUCUAGGUAAAAGGCUAUUUUCUUAUAGCUUUCUUUUGAGAAGACUAAUGAGCUAUAUAAAUUUUGUUAGACUAUUUUGAAUUAAUUUUAAAAUUGAUAAGACUCUGUCUUCAUACAUUUGGUUAUUAACAGUUUAGAAAUAAAGUUGGU